UAACGUAGGGGACGCAUUUUGCCAUCUCUAAGCAAAUACAACGAUAUUCAUAAUAUCACUCUUUAAACGCGAAAACGCGAGUAAAACUAGCAAGCUUCAAUUGAUUGGGCCACAGAAUCAAUUGGGCAGUACAUCCAACUCGCGUUUUCCGCACUGACCUGGCAUUUUCCUUCACGGAAGGCGGCCAAACAGGCGAAUGGAAGGGCUGGGUAGAACGGUAACCUAAACCCAGGCAAGAAAAAAAACAAAAAACAUGGAAGUGUGUUAACGACGUGCUUAAAAGGGCAGUUUUGCUCAAUCUACCAACCCCCGGUUCCCGCGAUCCAGUUUCUGUGCGGAAUGCCCCUGAACGAUGUGGCCUCCUCCGGCGGUGGAGUGUAUCCGGAAAAUGGAACGAAGCACAAGGCACAGGGCAUGGCGAAGCCGGACGCCUCAGCCGGCCCAAGUGCCGGCCCGGGAUCGGGACCCACGCUGUUCUCCCUGCAGGGCCAAAAGUGGCAGCAGGUCUUCGACCUGGACAAGGUCAUCAAGCAGCUGCGCACGGCUGAGAAAACGUAUCUGCGCGGCGGCAAGAACUCCUCCGCCGGCGGGGAUCAGCAGGCCAAAGUGCAGGUGCAGCGCCUGCAGUCGGCGGACAUGGCCUACUAUGACCUGGUGCCCAAGCUGGCCAGCCGCGACAUAGUACUCUGUAGUUCCUGCUCGGGAUGUUACACGAAGGCAGGCUUCCAGCAUCACAUUGCGCUGCAGCAUCCGAGCGUCUGGGAGGCCACAUCCAGCAAGGUCAACCCCAGUGCCAACGGGGCGGCCUCAUCCAGCGACUCGCGUCUCACUGCCACGGAGAACAGCCAGGAGGGCGGCGCCAUUGUGCCCAGCUCGCCCACGGACACGCUCUCGGCCUCGACGCUCUCCAGCUGCUCGAACGGCUCCAGCAGCUCGGCCUCGCUGCAGCAUCCGGCCGGGGCGGGAUCGUCCUCCACCACCACCACCUCGUCCUCGUCGUCGUCGCGCCACAAGAGCAGCAGCAGCAAAAGCAGCAGCUCGUCCUCAUCCAAGGGCAGCAGCAGCACUUCCGCCGGCAGUCGUUCGCGUUCCAAGUCGUCGAAGAACCGCCACCACUCCUCGCCAGCUCCGGCGCCUGCGUUGGAGACCAAUCACAAGGAAUCCAAGGGCUCAAAGAAGAGCACGGCCAUAGCGGCACCGCCUGUCGUCGCCCCGGUGCUCAAAGAGGAACCUCCAGCUGUAGCAGCCGCUCCGGCUGCCAUCACCGUGUUCUCCUCCUCCAGCAACUCAUCCUGCAGUCUACCGCCCACUCCCACGCUGGGCGCAGCCUCCAGCGAGGUGGCACUGGGGAUCAACUACUCACCUGCCCAGCUUCAGACGGAGGUGGAAAAGCUUCCCGAGCUUCAGCCAAAGAAAAAGGUGAAGGGCUCAAGCGAUCAUCGAACAAAAGCGGAAAAAGAGAAGAACAAAGAGAAGCCUGUGGUGACUGUCUACGAGCAGCAGCAAGUGAUUAGCGAGCUGGAUCAGGCUGUCUCCUCCAUUACGGGAGCUGUCGCCUCCGAGGUGGCACCCGAAGAGGAGGAACUGCCCUUGCCCAACACCUCCGAUGAGAACUCCAUUUCCCAGACGCUCGACGAGAUGCUGGACAGCAAGUUGAUCAAUGAGAUACUCAACAACUUCGAUGAGAGCGCCCUGGACACAUCGCAGCAGCAGCCACAGCCGCAGUCGCAGAAUGGAACUCUUUCGCAUCCCGCACAGGCGACGAAAAGAUUGCGCUUCGAGGACGGAACCAUUGGCGAGGAUUACACCGUCUACCAGCAGCAGUCGGUGCAGCAGGUCUACGGCGAGGAAGAGCACCAGCAGGAGCUGACCACCAUCGAUGCCAUGCAGCUGCAGCAGCUGAUCUACCAGCAGCAGCAGAUGCUCGAGCAGCAGCAACUGCAGGAGCAGCAGCAGCAACAGCAGCAGGAUCAGAAGCUGCAGGAGCACGAGCAGCAGCGUCAGUUCAGCGUCUACAAUGUGCCAUCUCUGACGGAUGAGGCCAUGGGCAAUCCCCAGCAGCCGCAGCAGCUGGAGGAGCACAUGAUCUUGCCCAGCAUCAUUUACGAGAUCAGCGAGUCGAAUCCCGUCUCCAUGCUGGAGCAGCAGAAGGUCUUGGCCGAAUUCCUAACCAACGCGGGCUAUGAAAACGUGGACGUGAAUGUCGUGCAAUCGGGCGGCGGCAUGCAAUCCGGUUUGAGUUCUGGAAUGGUGGAGACCAACCACCUGGCGGACGAGCUGGGUGACUUUGAGUUCAGUAAACUGGAGACUGUUAGCGACACCGUAAAGACUGUUAAGCUGGAGGCCAAGGCCGCCAGCCAGCCACCCACAACAAAUCCUCAGAUCACGCAUCAUCCAUCGCUGGCCAAUGCCAAAUACCACGAGGACAGCUACUUCAAUGUGAUGCUGUACUCGGGAGCGCCGCGUCCCCUGGCCAUGAACACCUUCGGCAUGGUCAAGAUGCCGCAGGGGUUGGGUGUGACUUUCCGCAAAAACCUGCUGACCACGCGGAAGGCCAACAACAGUUUGUUGUCCCUGACGGGCGGCAGUCAUCUGGGCGUGGUGGGCCAGCUGGCACGCCCACCGCCGCCGCCCUCGCCGGCGUUGAGUAAUGGCUUGCCCGGCAAGAAUCCGGCAGCGGGCAGAACCGUAUACGCCCAGAGGUCGAAUGUCAUAGCACAGGAUCGGUUGAGAUGCAACAAGAGGGCGCUGAUCGGUGGCAAGGUGGGAGCGGCAGGAUCGGGAGUCAUGACGGCCAAGCGCUUGAACGAACUGCUGAUGGGAAAGGUCAAGAAGGAGGAGAAGCCCCAGCCGGAGGGCGAGGAGGGAGGCGAGCAGGCGACGAAGGACAAGGAACGCGAGAGGGAGGAGGACAACAAGCUGACCUUCAGCUUCUACGAGAAGCGCCGCCGCCUGUUGGCGGGCAAGCAGGAGCAACUCCAGGCGCUCGGCCGCCCCAGCUUCACCCUGCCGCUCCAGAGUAACCACAACGCCAGCCAAAGUCAAAGCCACUCGCCGCAGCAGCUGCUCAAGAAGCAGCUGCUGCGCACCCUGUCCGACAGCAGCAGCAACCUCAACAUCAGCAACAUGAACAACAUCAGCAAUAUGAACAGCAGCAACACUCCCAGCGCCAAUAGCAAUCCUCCCUGGAAGGGGAACAAUUCCAAUCCGGGCGGGAACUCCACUCCAACCAGCGGCGACUUGAUGCGCGUCUUCGUCUGAUCCGAUCGGAGGUUCAGAGCCGCGGACGCGCACCCCUAGUUAUAUAUGUUUAUACAAUACGAUACGAUUAUGUGCGGCCUCUUCUCUAAAUGCUAAAUUAUAUUUUAAUAAUUUUUUUAAAUCAAUUCUUCAUUUUUUAAAAGUGAUAAUUAGUUAUCGAUUAGUUGAUUGUAUGUAGUUCUCUGUUUAGUCUACGCCCUAAGUUAAUUUAAUAACUAUAAACGAUUAUUUCUCGUGGCUAAGCAUUACGCUAAGUACUCGUAAAUCAUUAUUUAUAAACGCUGUAAACUUUUAAAAAUACAAGAGCAUGCCUAAGUUCAA
Drosophila biarmipes is the source of this 3582-nucleotide messenger RNA. RefSeq lists its product as uncharacterized. The transcript is spliced from 3 exons. Bases 340 to 3261 code for a protein of 973 amino acids. Lineage: Eukaryota; Metazoa; Arthropoda; Insecta; Diptera; Drosophilidae. The record is from RefSeq and is a predicted model, not a curated record.